Messenger RNA from Pichia membranifaciens NRRL Y-2026, 540 nucleotides. RefSeq lists its product as hypothetical. The record is from RefSeq and is a predicted model, not a curated record. The transcript has a single exon. Gene Ontology annotation, molecular function: zinc ion binding; nucleic acid binding. NCBI's taxonomy places the organism in Eukaryota, Fungi, Ascomycota, Pichiomycetes, Pichiales, Pichiaceae. The annotation marks the transcript as partial.
GAGGUGACAGCGGAUAACGAUCACUUGGCGAAUUUGAGAGGUGAGGGCCGUUACUUCGGCGUCACAGACCCGGAUGCGAACCAGCCGGUGUGUUCCAAUUGUCACCGGAGGGGACACAAGCGUGCCCACUGUAAAGUAGUGGUUUGCCACGCUUGCGGUAAGGUUGAUGAUCACUACGAGACGCAGUGUCCCAACUCAAUGGUGUGCUCGAACUGCGGGGAGAAGGGCCAUUUCCGCAAUAACUGUCCCUCAAAAAGAAACCAGACGUACUGUGUGGAGUGUGACUCAAGGAAUCACUCCUCCGAGAGAUGCCCUUCAAUCUGGAGAAGUUACGUCCUCAGGCCAGCGGACAAGAACGCCAAGGUCGCCUAUCCGUCUGCCAAGAUUUUCUGCUACAACUGCGCCACCAAGGGUCACUAUGGCGACGACUGUCGACAAAUGAGAGUCUCGAAGACCCCUAAUAUCAACGGGUCAGCAUUCAGCGGAGACAAUCUACCAAAAGUAUUGGUUUCCCAGUACAGAAACAUGCUGAACAGAGAG